AUGUCUCCUGCGAAACCGGACGAGUCCAACUCGAUUGCUCCACUUGAAGAGAGCCUCCACUUCAUGCUCUCGGACGACGAGGAGCAACGGUACUGGAAGACGCGGUCCAUCUACAGGGUCCCUGCCCGCAUCACCGCCCUCAACUGCCAGGCCUACAGGCCGCAAGUUGUCUCCUUCGGCCCCUACCACCACGGUGAGGACCACCUCCUUCCCAUGGAGGAACACAAGUGCCGCGUGGUCCGCCACUUCCUCAGGCGGUCCGGGAAGUGCCGUGAGCACUUCUUCGAGUCCCUGAGGGAGGUGGCGUGGGACCUCGAGGAGAGCUACAACGCGCUGGACCUGAAGUGGAAGGCAGGCAACGGCGAGGGCGCGGCACCCCUGUUCCUAGAGCUGAUGGUAACUGACGGCUGCUUCAUGCUUGAGAUCCUGAGGUUCGCAGCCGACGAGGUGCACGACUACGCACCCAACGACCCUAUCUUCAGCAAACAUGGGGAGCUCUACAUAAUGCCAGACAUUCGGCAUGAUAUGCUGAUGCUGGAGAAUCAGCUUCCGAUGCUAGUGCUGGAUCGGCUGGUAGCUGUCGAGAGCCAUGGUGAGAAGGACGACGAAUCUGUCAACAGGCUCAUUUUCAAAAGCUGGUUCCACGGCAAGGACAUCACAGGGAUGGGCAAAUGCCUGCACGUCCUGGACGUCUACAGGAAGCACAAGCUGAAGGAGCCCAAGAAGAAGGACAACGUGGAGAGGAAGUACAGUGAGGAGAUUAUCCGGUCGCGCCUGCACGUCCUGGACGUCUUCAGGAAGCACAUGCGGAAGAAGCCCAAGGACAACGUGGAGAUGAAGGACGGUAUGAAGCUUAUCCGGUCGGCCUCGGCCACUGAGCUCAGCGAGCAUGGGAUCCAGUUCAAGAAUAGCAAGACCCGGAGCCUCAAUGACAUCUCCUUUGAGGGCGGUGUCCUGAGGCUCCCCACGAUCGUAGUGGGUGACAAAAUCGAGUCCGUCUUCCUCAACCUCAUGGCGUUUGAGCGCUUCCAUGUUGGGGCCGGGAACGAGGUCACUUCCUACAUCUGCUUCAUGGACUACAUCAUCGACAAAGGGCAGGACGUUGCACUGCUCCGCGCCCAGGGUAUCCUCCAGAAUGACCUGGAGAGCGAUGAGGCAGUAGCCAAGCUGUUCAACUUGCUGGCCAAGGGUGCAACUAUGGACUCCGACAGCAGCAUCAAUGGCGUGCUUACCAAGGUCGAACAGUACUAUAGUAACCGCUGGAACAUGUGGAGGGUUAAUUUCUUCCACACCUACUUCAGGAAUCCUUGGGUUACAUUGUCUCUCAUCGCUGCCGUCUUCCUCUUUGCGCUCACCAUAAUUCAGACUGUAUAUUCCAUGCUCGGCUACCACAAAUGA
Eucalyptus grandis is the source of this 1398-nucleotide messenger RNA. Its product is annotated as UPF0481 protein At3g47200. The record is from RefSeq and is a predicted model, not a curated record. The transcript has 2 exons. NCBI's taxonomy places the organism in Eukaryota, Viridiplantae, Streptophyta, Magnoliopsida, Myrtales, Myrtaceae. Bases 1 to 1398 code for a protein of 465 amino acids.